Bombyx mandarina (wild silkworm) is the source of this 3350-nucleotide messenger RNA. RefSeq names its product Ubiquitination factor E4A (gene Ube4A). Gene Ontology annotation, molecular function: ubiquitin-ubiquitin ligase activity. Gene Ontology annotation, cellular component: cytoplasm; ubiquitin ligase complex; nucleus. The record is from RefSeq and is a predicted model, not a curated record. Lineage: Eukaryota; Metazoa; Arthropoda; Insecta; Lepidoptera; Bombycidae. Gene Ontology annotation, biological process: ERAD pathway; protein polyubiquitination; ubiquitin-dependent protein catabolic process.
GUCAAAUUAUUGUCAUGUAAAAUGAUGUAAAUUUUAUCAAAUUUGUGAUAAGUCAUCAUUUUCAAAAACAAAACAGAUUGCAAUAACUUUUUGUGAAUGACUUCAAUAUUAAAUUCUUCUAAGAAUAUUAAUCACACUGUAUAUAUUUAUUCAAAAUUUUAUCACUGUCACUUUUCUGAACUGUCCUAACAAUAUCAAUUUUAAAUUGGUAAGACGAAAAUAUGUCUCAACAGUUUAAUCCAUUUCUUGGGUUACUGGGAACUUCUCCAUCUGAAACUCCAAUUCUGGAAGACAGUCCUAUAACUAUUACUUCUGUGCCAGUCCAGGUUGAUGAAGAAACAGAAAUUGUAAACAACAUCGUCGAAAAUGUUUUUUACUUUACCAUAAAUGUAAAUGCUGUCGAAAAUCGGCCCAAUAAUGAAAAACAGUUAGUAUAUUUAGAAGAACUUGCUGAAGCAACUAAACCUCGCAUUCACAUAGACUUUGAAGCAUUGGAACAGGCACUUUUCGAAAGAUUACUUUUGCAAGAUGUUGAGUCUAAUGUUAUUCCAAAAGGUACCAAAGUUUAUAAGGAGCAUGUCAUAGAGAAGCAUGUCUUUCUGUAUCUAUUUAACUCCUUACAAAAUCUACAAAGUUAUAACAAUAGCAAGAACAUGGUGGAAAAGCGAGCUGUGUCAAAAAUGAGAGAAUUAAUAUUUCGAAAUGCAGUGACUGCUUUAAAACAACCAGCACUCUUUGAAGACCAAGACUUUUCAUUACAGCUUUUAGGAUUAUUACAACAUGCUGACCCAUUGAGUCAAACAUUUUUUACUGAUAUAGUCAAUGCACUGGUAUCAGAUUGUGAUAAUGAAAGUCAAGCACAACUUAAAGCCACAAUGAAUGAGGUUCUGCAAAAAAUUAAUACAGAAGUAAAGAAGUCUAAUUUAAUCAAUCUACCGAAUUAUAUUUUACCAUCUGUACAUUUAUUUGCUAGUAACCCUCAUUUAGCACCAAUUUUAAUGGAAGAAAGUGAGCCAAAAGUAGAAAAUAAUGGACGUUUGUAUCAAGACUCAGUUAUUGGUGCUCUUCUGAGUUUGUCGGUUCUACCUAGAACUGCCUUAUCACUUCAUGAAUUCUUUGAACAACCAAUGGAUCAGGCAGCCAACUCAUUAAUAGAAACCUCAAUAUGGAAUGCAUUGUCACAUUUAAACAAUAAUAUGCAAAGAAUAUUUCUGGGGCUGUUGAAAUGUGGACCUGCGAUGCGUAAUCGUCUACUCACUUGGACCGGUAAAUGUUUGAGUGCGAAUGUAGCAAGAGGAAAACUGUGGAGUGUACAAGCUGGAGAAAUCAGUGCUGCAACACUGAACUGCGUGUCCGACGGCUUCAUGUUGAACCUGGGUGCAGUGUUAUUGCAACUUUGUAUGCCAUUCUGUGCCUCCCCAGAUGACCCUAAAUUACUUAAAAUAGAUCCAACUUACGGAGCUGUUCCCCCCGAGGAAUGUGCCUCGAAAUCUGUUCAUCUCGACAGCCUACAUAAUGAAACGUGCUUAUUACCACCAAGGGAAGACGAAAACGGACAAUCUAUAAAACGACCGACGGCCGAAACAUAUAGUUUCGUAACUGAAUGUUUCUUUGUGACACAGAAAUGUAUAGACUUGGGUGUUCGCGUCUGCGCCGAGAAGCUAUGGCAGUGCGGUCGCGAGCUCGGGCAGGCCCAGCGCGCCCUCGCCGACGCAGGCACCGCGCCGCGCCUACUCGAAGCCCUACGCACUCGCACGCAUCAUCUCAUGACGCGGUUUGUUAGUCUGCGUUGCGCUUUACUAGAGAAGAACAUGCUGACGAAUUUGCAUCGGCUUCAAGCGGCGACUUGCACGUGGCUCGUACAAGUGGCGAUACGGACCGAUCUGGACACGCCGCUAAGUAACUACGCGCCCAUGACCCUACUGCCGGUCGAGAUGCCCAUAACCACACCAGCACCCGACACGCUAAGAUGCAUUCCAGAGUUCGUAUUGGAAAAUAUAGUGGUUUUAAUAACAAUGGCGCGACGCACCGCCGGAGCUACGACCGAAGAAGCAGACAUCGCUGGCCUGCUGCAGCCCGCGCUCACCCUCGUGCUCACGUUCAUGGGAGACUCCUCGCGUACUUACAACCCGCAUCUGAGGGCACGACUAGCUGAAUGUCUGGAAGCGAUGCUGCCUAAUCAUCCAGACAACCAACAGCCCUUAAGUAGUUUGGCUUCGUUUUACAGAGAACAACUCUUCAAAGAACAUCCUCACAGAUCACAGCUCGUGCCAUGCCUUUUGGAUGUAUUCGUGGGCAUAGAAAUGACCGGGCAGAGUGUUCAGUUUGAACAAAAGUUCAACUACCGACGGCCCAUGUAUCUUGUUAUGGAAUUCCUAUGGGGACUGGAAGAACACAGGGAAUCUUUUAGUCAAUUAGCAAGAGAAGCAGAAUCCAAUAUGGAGGCUGUACAUCCACCUAUAUUUUUGCGUUUCGUCAAUCUGUUGAUGAACGACGCUAUAUUCUUACUGGAUGAAGCAUUAGGGAACAUGGCUCAAAUAAGAACUAUGCAAACCGCACAACAAUCCGGUGCGUGGAGGAACUUGCCGGUGCACGAACGCGAACAAAAUUUCUCGAAUUUAUCUCACAUCGGGAUGUUGGCGCGCUUCGACAACAUACUCGGGCGCGACACGAUCCGCAUGCUGGUGCGGCUCACCGCGCACGCGCCGCACGUUUUCUGUCACCCGACGCUCGUCGACCGGAUCGCGUCGAUGCUCAACUACUUCCUGCUGAACCUGGUCGGACCUAACAAAAAGAAUUUGAAAGUAAAAGACAUGAAGGAAUACGAGUUCGACCCGGCCAGUACAGUGCUGGACAUUUGUCGUAUGUACGUUGAGCUAGGUAACAACGAGCGGUUCUGCAACGCCGUGUCCGACGACGGCCGCUCCUACUCGCCGCAACUGUUCACCCUCGCUGAAACUGUACUAGUCCGCAUCGGUGGGGGCUUUCUCAUAAGCACACUGCGGGAGGUUGCCGAGCGAGUGAGACUGCUCGCCGAACAGAAGCAGAGAGACGAGGAAAUACUCGCGAACGCUCCCGACGAGUUCCUCGAUCCGAUCAUGAGCACCAUCAUGUUGGACCCCGUCGUGCUUCCGAGCUCGAGGACCACAGUCGACAGGACGACAAUUGCCAGGUAUUUUUUGAAGUUAUACUUCUUUAGGCAUCUUUUAAGUGAUCAGUCAGAUCCAUUCAACAGGUCGCCGCUCUCCAUGGAUCAAGUAAAAUCAGACACUGAACUCAAAGAAAGAAUACACAGUUGGAUCGCUGAAGCCAAAAAGAAUAGUUCACAAUCGACGAGCACUAAAAAUUAG